This is a messenger RNA of Oryzias melastigma (Indian medaka), 12013 nucleotides long. It is a transcript of the gene grin2db, whose product is annotated as glutamate receptor ionotropic, NMDA 2D. Gene Ontology annotation, biological process: monoatomic ion transport; synaptic transmission, glutamatergic; long-term synaptic potentiation. The record is from RefSeq and is a predicted model, not a curated record. Lineage: Eukaryota; Metazoa; Chordata; Actinopteri; Beloniformes; Adrianichthyidae. Gene Ontology annotation, cellular component: NMDA selective glutamate receptor complex; postsynaptic density membrane; postsynaptic membrane. Bases 1052 to 6973 code for a protein of 1973 amino acids. Gene Ontology annotation, molecular function: transmitter-gated monoatomic ion channel activity involved in regulation of postsynaptic membrane potential; NMDA glutamate receptor activity. The transcript is spliced from 16 exons.
UGUGGCGCCUCCGUUUUGCUUGGAGAAGCAGAAACGGGCGAUAGGAGGCAGGAGGGGGGGCUGAAGAAAAAAAGGGAGGGAUGCAGGGAGGGAGCCAGUGAUGGAUGGAUGGAGGGAAAGGAGGGAGGGGAAAUGCGGAGGGGACGCGAGGGAAAGGAGGAGGGGAGGGGGGCUGAGUGGUUCUUGUAAAUAUUUAUAUUGCAUUAUGAUACGCGAGACAGUGAAAAGGAGAAGGGUGGAGGGGACCAGAGGAACCGGGGAGGGGGGGCGGGGGGUGAUAUAGAGCGUCCAUCCUUUUAUUAAUUUUAUUCCGGACCGCUAAGUUUAGCAUUCAACACGUGUCGCCAAAGAUGGAGGGAGGAGGAGGGGAGAGGAGGAAACGAGAGAGAUACAGGGGGAGAGAGGGAGGUUGACGGUUGCUAGGCGACGGGGCGCAUAUACUGAAUUUUAACAAAAGAACAGGGAAAGAGGGAGAACUGGAGAGAGUGUGUGUGAGAGAGGAGAGGAAAGAGGGAGGGAGAGAGGUGAAGAGAGAGAUCGGAGAAAUUGAAUACAUGUAGAACAGAUACAUAUUUAGAUAGAUAUUUUCAGUGUGUGUGUGUGAGUGUGUGUGUGUGUGCGCGCGUGUGGCGGCGGUGGGGGGACACCUGCAAAACGGAUACCUCAAAAAGGGAAAGGAUGUGAAAAAGGAUGGAGAGACGCGGGCAAAGAGGGGGGAAAGGCUGGUGAAAAACAGUAAGUGGAUUUCUUCUUUUUUUAUGAUCUUUGCAGUGCCGUGGCAUUUUUUUUUCACUCCGCGCAAACACGCACUCCUCUUGCUUGGAUUAAUUGCGGCUCGGGCGUUUUGAGGGUGCAGCGCGUCAUUGAGACGAGAAUGCUUUGGACAUCUGCAAGGACGCCGGUGAUGGGGGAGACGGAUGCGUGGAGAUGGAGAGGUGGAAGCGGCCGGCGCACCGGGGCUUUGACCCCUCUGUCAUUGCUGCGCCUGGAAACUCACGCGCGCACAGGUCCUUUACGGCAGACUGGAUAGAUAGCUCAGUCAGACGCACUCAUGCGCACACUUUACAGGCACCCUCUCUUAGUGAGAUAUAUAUCUGCCCCCCCUUCCCCUCGGCAGGUUGCCAUGGUCGCCAUACCUACUCUCUCUCUCCUAUUGGUCCUGGCAGAGUGGGCAGGUCUGGUGGACGCGUCCCCCCACCUCCUGCUCCGGCCGAGCCCGCGGGAGCGUGAUGCGGGGACCAUGAUGAACUUCAACAUUGCUGUGAUCCACGCCGGUGCCACAGUGCAGGCAGAGGCGGCGGUAGCGGGGCCCGGGGGGAGGGUGCUGUACCCCGGCUUCGGCCGGGUUUAUGGCUCCCUGGGGGAGAGCGUGGUCACCCAAUGGGGCUCUGCUAACGUCAUCUGGCUGCAGGUGAAUGACAGCAGUCCUAAGACAGUGCUGUCCCAACUGUGUGAGCUUCUGGCGGCGCGGCCCCUGCAGGGUCUGGUUUAUGAAGAGGAGAGACCUCCUCGCACUGCCUGGGGUCCUCUGGCCCCCAUGCUGGAGUUUGUCUCUGCACAGACAGGAUUGCCCAUAGUGGCUGUAGGAGGAGGAGCAGGCCUGGGGAGGAUGCCACAGGAAUCAGGUUCCAUCUUUCUCCAGUUCAGCUCCUCCACUGCUCUACAGCUGGAGGUCAUCUUUGAGGUGUUGGAGGAGUACGAUUGGACUGCUUUCUCCGUGGUGUCCACUCGUCACCAUGGCUACCAGGACUUCCUGUCUGUGGUAGAAGGGCUGACUGACGGCUCCUUCAUUGGCUGGGAGAAGAAGAGCGUGGUGAUCCUGAACGUGACUGACGACCCUGGGGGGGCACGCACGCGCAGGCUGCUGAAGGAGAACGAGGCGCAGGUGCGCCUGCUGUACUGCUCCCAGGAAGAAGCCGAGCUGGUUUUCAAAGCCGCCUGGGCGGCGGGUCAGGCGGGAGCCUCUCACAUGUGGUUUGCGGUGGGGCCAGCUCUCUCAGGUUUGGGCACGGAGAACUUGCCCCGGGCUUUAUUUGCCGUCCGGCCCCAGGGCUGGAGGGAUGAACCUCGCCGAAGGAUCGCCCGAGGUGUGUCUGUGCUGACUCACGGGGCAGUCGCCAUGCGGAAGGAGUACGGAACCACGGGAGGGCCAAACUUUGUCACCAACUGCAUGACGGAUGCCAAUCAGACCCAAAGGCUGCGGGGCAGGAUGAGAUAUUUUAGCAACAUCACACUUGGUGGUCGAGACUACUCUUUCAACGUGGAAGGCUACCUGUCUAACCCCUUCUUGGAUGUCAUCUCCUGGACACCUGGACGUGGAUGGGAAGAUGUAGGCUGGUGGGAAAACGGCGUGCUGAGGCUUCGGUAUCCUGCCUGGUCGCGCUACGGGCCUUUCCUAAAGCCACCUGAUGAUGCCCAGCACCUGCGUGUUGUCACGCUGGAGGAAAGGCCAUUUGUCAUCGUGGAGCUCGCAGACGCUGCAUCUGGAACCUGCAUCCGUGACUCAGUUCCCUGCAGACGCCCCCUUAAUGCCAGUGCUAUCCAUGAGGGAAUGGCUCCCUUGAAGCAGUGCUGCAAGGGCUUCUGCAUUGACAUCCUCAAGCGACUGGCCAAGAUUGUCGGGUUCACCUAUGACCUUUACUUAGUGACCAAUGGGAAACAUGGGAAGAAAAUCGAUGGGGUUUGGAACGGCAUGAUUGGGGAGGUGGUGUACAAGCGGGCAGAUAUGGCCAUUGGCUCAUUGACUAUCAAUGAGGAGAGGUCAGAGGUCGUGGAUUUCUCUGUUCCCUUUGUGGAGACAGGAAUCAGUGUCAUGGUCUCCCGUAGCAACGGAACUGUAUCUCCAUCAGCGUUCUUAGAGCCUUACAGUCCAGCGGUGUGGGUGAUGAUGUUCGUCAUGUGCCUGACUGUUGUGGCGGUGACGGUCUUCAUUUUUGAAUUCUUCAGCCCUGUGGGUUACAACCGCAGCCUUCAGACUGGCAAAAAGGCUGGAGGGUCCACUUUCACUAUUGGAAAAUCCGUCUGGCUCUUGUGGGCCAUCGUCUUCAACAACUCUGUGCCAGUGGAGAACCCGAGAGGAACCACGAGCAAGAUCAUGGUGCUGAUCUGGGCCUUCUUUGCUGUCAUAUUUCUGGCCUCCUACACUGCUAACCUGGCUGCCUUCAUGAUCCAGGAGGAGUACAUCGAUACUGUGUCAGGCCUGUCGGACAAGAAGUUUCAGCAUCCAGAGGAGCAGUACCCACCUCUGAAGUUUGGAACGGUGCCCAACGGGAGCACUGAAAAAAAUAUCCGCUCCAACUACCCAGACAUGCACCAGUACAUGGGAAAAUACAACCAGAAAGGAGUGGAAGAAGCCAUACUGAACCUCAAGACUGGGAAGCUGGACGCUUUUAUUUAUGAUGCUGCGGUAUUGAACUAUAUGGCCAGAAAGGACGAAGGUUGUAAGGUGAUGACCAUAGGCUCGGGGAAGGUUUUUGCCACCACAGGCUACGGUAUCGCCCUGCACAAAAACUCACGCUGGAAACGUCCUCUUGACCUCGCCCUACUGCAGCUGGUGGGAGAUGAUGAAAUUGAAAUGCUGGAGCGCCUCUGGUUGUCAGGCAUCUGCCAUAAUGACAAAAUUGAGGUGAUGAGCAGCAAGCUGGACAUUGACAACAUGGCUGGGGUCUUCUACAUGCUCCUGGUGGCCAUGGGCCUCAGUCUUCUCGUUUUUGCCUGGGAACAUUUAGUGUACUGGAAGCUCCGUCACUGCAUGGCCACUAGUUCUGGCAAACUGGACUUUCUCUUGGCAAUCAGCAGGGGCAUGUAUAGUUGCUGCAGCUUUGAGGAUGAAACGGCACCAAGUGGAGCUAAAUCUUUGCCUUCACAUCACCACACUGCAAUGGUUACAGUUUCAUCUCAGCCACAUGUUGUCUCAACAUCUAUGACGAACCCAGCUCUUGCCAUGGCUCAACAGCAGCAACAACCCCAGCAGCAGCAGCAACCGCAGCCGGUCUACAAAACACCUCUACCAGGUUCUCCUCCCACCGUGUUGCAUUCUGGGACAGCACUGGGUUCCUCCAGCAACCCCAUCGCUGGUGCGCCCCUUCCUUGCUCCACUUUCUUGCCAAGGCCAGACCGUCGGCUGGCUGUGGUGGAUCGCUGGAGACUGCCCAAAACUGUUGCAGCCACCAACCCCAUGGCUGUACGAGGGGCCAUCAAUGACAUGGGACCCUUUGCACAGAAAGUCCCACCGAACUGGGCUUCAGCGGCUGGAGGAGGUGGGGGGCUUGAUGGCUAUAAAAGAUAUUAUGGUCCCAUUGACCCUGAGGGACUGGGGCCCUGCAUGGAGCAACAGGUAGGGACCCAGACCCCCAAGACUAUGCCGAGGGGCCACCCCCAACCCCCUCCAGCUAGCGUGGCCUUCUUCUCAGAGAAGAACAUGGAUCAUGGGGUGGGGAAGAAGGUUGUGGGAGGUGGCGGUGGAGGUCAGGGGAAAGGCACUGUUAAACCUCUGGGUACUCCCAGACUGCCUCCUAAGAGUCAGGCCCCCUUGCCUCCUACACCCCCACUGCCACACCCCUCUCCCCCUCUUCCUUCAUCCUUCUGGAGAAAACGCAGGCCCAAAAAACCCAAAGAGCCUGGUGGACCACUCUACGAGAACAUUCUACCUUUAGGACGAAGAGGAGGAGCACGAGAUGGUGUCAGGGACGGAGGAGGGAGGAGGGCACGUCCUCUUUCUCCACCACUCUCACUUCCUGUACCAGUGCCGCUCAGUCCCUCCUACACUCCUCCUUCUCCCUCAGCAUCCUUGCACUAUACCUCCUCAUCCGCUUCGUCAACCACCUCGUCCACGUCCUCUUCGUCAUCUGCAUCGUCGUCUCGCUCCUCGUCUCCCACGUAUUCUUACAGCUCCUCCAGGAGUGCAGAUGACAGAACUGGAGGACUAGAUGGAGAAGAUGAUGAUGACGAGGAGCUGACAGAAGAGUCAAGCCUUCUCCUUGGAAGAGGAAGAGAGAGGGAACGCUCAAUCAUCCGGCCUCGUUCCCUCAGCCACGGCCGCUUGCCACCCCCCAUACCCCCCAGAAAACCACGCACAUCCUGGGGUGACAGAGAAAGGGAACGAGAGCGGGAAAGAGGAGGUAGCCAGCUGUCCCAGCUCCAAGAGUGGUGGGCCAGCUGGAAUGACAGGGACCGGCGUGGAAGUGUUGGAGAUGCUGAGAGACAAAAAAUGGUGAAGAGGAGGAGGAAAGAAAAAGAGAAAGAAAAGAAGAGAAAGAAAAAGAACAAAAAGAGAAAAAAGAGGGAAGAAAGAGAACGAGAGAGGGAGAGAGAGAGGAAGCGUAGGAAGGUGAAAAAGAAAAAGAAGGCGCUUAAAACUAAGAAGAGGAAGAAAUCCAUUGGGGGAAAACGGUCUGAGCCAGAGGAGGGAGAUGUAGAACUGGAGAGAGAAGGAGAACCUGAGGGGGAGAGGGAAGGAGGAAUACAAGACUACGCUUCCUUUUCUUCCCAGUAUAGAAACACAUUUGCAGAGAAAGGGCGGGACUCAUGGGAAGGGGAAAGGGAGAGGAACAGGAGAGAGGGAGGAGAAGAGGGCAUUGACAGGGAAGAGGAGGAAAGUAGAAGAAGCAGGGAGAGAAGGCCGAAAUCUUCACAUUCUCAUUCCAGACAUAACACCACCAGUAAGCGCUAUCCCAACUUGAAUAAACUUCCUGCAUCUGUAAAAUUUUGGGGAAAUGGUAGAGGAGAUGGGUCAAAUGCUCAUCCGUCAUCCUUUCAUCCACUUCUUCCAUCUUCCAAGCGGAGAAGAGGUGGAAGAACCGAUAGAGAAGACAGCAGUAAAGUUGGAGAGCGUCGUCCAUUGUUAAUGCGCUAUGAAAAAGAGAAAGCGCAGACUAGAGAAGGGCUGUCCUUUCACGAAUGGGACUCUGAUGAAGAAGAUGAUGACGAAGAGGAGGAGAGGAAUGACGCUAGAGAACGUUUGGAGGAGAGGGGAAGGAGAACAGGAAGGGGGACAGUUUCUGAGUCAGAGAGGGACAGGACCAGGCUAGAAGACAGUUACUCAGACGAGGGAUCUUCAGGGGAAUUUGGCCGUUUUGAAAGAUACUGGGAUGAAGGAGCAGGAGGUGGCACUGGAAUAGGGGGCAUAGGUGGAGGAGGCUGGUUCUUUGGUACUUACCCCUCCAGAGAGAAAGGAGGUAGUAUCAACAGUCGAGAUGAUUCUUUACUGGGAACCAGAGCGGAGGGCUGGUUUGGAGGUGACUUUUGGGGCUCAGGGCCAGGUGUUGGUUGGGGAUCUGGUGGAGGGAGUGGAGGGUUGGGCUCACAGUGGCCACCUCCUCCGGCAGCCUUUCCUCCUCCUAGGCGAUACUGGUCUAUGGACAAGAUUCCUGUCAAAGGAGAGAAAAAGUUAAAAAGAGGAGGAGCCAAAAGCAAAGGGCGAAGUAGGGAAUUGGGGGAAGAAGCAGGACGGUCAACAAUGUGUUCCUGUAGUCUGUACCCCCACCCACAUCCAUACCCCCAUCCUCAUAGUCGGUCUCAAACCUCUCACUCCAAGAGAGGAUCCUCAGCGCAUUCCCAUAGCCAAGAAGAGCUUAUUCCCCACUGCCACAGCUUUAGCGGGGGUUCCCAUCCUAAGUCUCUGCCUUCCAAACCAGAUUCUAGUCAGGCCAAAUCAGGCAGCCAGUCUAACCUCAGCCUCAGCACACAACCCACAGAUCACCCACCACCACCCACACCAUCAUCACCACAACAGGCCACCUCUCUCCCAAUGCCAAUUCCUCCUCCUCCUUCCUCAUCUUCCAUCUCACCACCAGCAGGGGUAGGGAUAGCAGGACAGGCUCAGGCUUCAGCCAGUGCCAAACUCCAGUAUCAAAGACUGCGCUCUGUGCCACAGCCACGGAGGUUCUACUCUCCCCACCUGCCACUCAAAGCCAAGAGCUUGUGCUCACGCCGAGGAUCGGCCCACUUUUCCAGCCUGGAAAGUGAGGUAUGACAGGGGGAGAGGAGAGAGGGAGACGUGGGAGCGAGCACCAGUGCUAUUGAAAACCAUGGUACCGUGGCAGCUGGAGCCAGGGAUAACACCAGAGAAAUGGCUGCCCUGGUGGCCAUUGGUAAUCAAUUAGCAACCAUCACUACAGGAACUAAUCUGGAAAGGAGUUACAUUUCUAACUCCACUCUUGGAGAGAACAGUACCACCCACUCCAUUGUGCGUGUUCUUGUGAGGGCGACCGUGAGAAGCCACACAAGGGUGAGGAGCUACAUCCGCCUGGAUGGCUCCAAUGAUGACGAGAGUGAAGGUGAGGUUGCAUCACCUGGGACAACUUCCCCAGAACUUCUCCUCUGCUCAGAAAUGAGCUUUGUGAUGUCAUCUUCGGUUCUCCUCCCCUCCCCGAGUAACAACUCUGGAUAACAAUAAUCUCCAACCUGUGAGUAAUGAUGUCAUGUUUGCAUACACAUGCAUGCACACAAAGAAAAUGCUCAAAACGUCUCCCUCCCUCUGGCUUUGAGAACACAUCUCAGUGGGAUAGGGAGAGGCCCACUUCUCCCAAAAGAGCAGUGUUUAGUCAAUGGAGUCAGACUCCGUUCCCUCAUUGGGCUGUUGGCUUUUGAACUGGACACUGCUUCUCGGUGUUAGAGAGACUUCUCCUUUUUCUUCCCUUUUUUAAAUCAGUUGAUAUGAAAAGCAAUGCAGUCACCUCUCUCAUGCACUGUCUGCCUGAUCACCUUUCAAAGAACAGAGAGGACAGUGCUACUUAUUUGCCCUUUGACCUCAUGGCGCCAUCAGUCCCAUCUAGCUCUACCCCAGGACCAUCUAUUUGAUGUCAUGUUUUCCUAGAAACUCUUUUAAUCAGUUGGUCAACUGAGUUGGAGCUCAUCAUGUCUUCACUGGUCCAGUGGCAAGUUGAAUCUGAACAACGCUCUAAACGUUAAUAAGAGAAGUUACAACAAGAACGACAUAGACGUGUAGCAGAACUUCCUUUCAUGUCUGUCUUUGCUUUUCUUAUUGAGACUUCUCUUCCCAUUCUUUGUUUUUACUCUGUCAAUAUGUUUCUCUGACUGUAGUAGUGUUUAAUCAAAGAGGAGUCUGGAUGUGGCUAGUGUUGGAAGUGGGAAUGAUCUAAUAGCAUUGCCAAAUUUUUACUGAUGAUCUUUGAAUGGAGAUGAAAUAAAACCUUAUCUUUUCUUAUCCAACUCUAAUUCAGCCUUUUAUAUGUAGAUCAGGAAGUGUUGCAGUAUCUGUAAUUGGCACUAGAUGGCUGCAAAAUACUCAAAUAAGCUUUUGAGAUGUGUGUGAGAUUUGUGGUAAGUCCAAUAAUUGAAAGUGAAACUCUAGACUCUAUUAUUGCCACAGCAAAUUCAAAAGGUUAGGAUUUAUCUAGAGGUAAAAACAAAAAAAAAUGUUUGAGCCCAUUGAUUCUUUAGUGCCAUAGCUGAGUUUGUGGAUGAUGGAUUAUGUGAAGCACAAUUCCUCUGUGUACUUUUCUGAUGUGUGCCAGAGCACAAUCUCAAGGCUUCUUUACUGAUACCAUUAUUUACUAGAUGAAGUAAUGUCGCUGCUGUGAACCGUUAAGGUCAUUAUAAGCCAGAUCUAAAUACGUCAAUGUCAAGACAUCUUUCCAGAGCUAAUACUUUCACUCAUGACUUCAUUUGGCAAAUAAGACUGAACAACAUACUGUGAAUGUUUUGAGGUGCACAUGCAGUAACUGACACUUUACUGAGUGCAGUCAGUGAUAACUCCUUUUAUCAAGAUUAUCAGAUGACUGUUUGACUUUGAGCAAUAUUCCCACCCUCAAUGUGACAGCGAAGCAGUGGCAGAUCCUUUUGGUGUUUUGCUUCAUGGUAUAAAAUUAGAUCAGGGUCAGAUGUUCAGUUUAUUUAAUUCAUUUCUCGCUGGUAGGGUGUAUUUCAGCUAAUUUGGUUGAAUGUGAGAGUAAUAAACGGACACAAUUGUCAGCACCCAAUAAACGGUAACUAACGUCACUAUUAAAAUGCUACAUAUUAAAGAUUGAACAGUAAUAUGUAGCCUCAUGUUUUGUGCCAAAAAGCCAUCUUCUGUGUAAUCUGUGCCAACAUUUCUCACACUAAGACCAGCCACAGCCCAGCUCUUCUUCUAAUGUAGUUGAAUGUAGCGUUGACAUGAUGUAGCAAAAGAACAUCUACUUUCUUUGUAGCUCUUUGGAUGCUAUUCACAAUGGCUAGAAGGAGGGGGUAGGGGGCUGAUUUGGUAUCUGAGGGGCUGUGCGUUGUGUUUGUGCAUGUCGUCACAGAUCGAAGGGUUAGUCGACCUUCUCGCUUCCCCUUUUUUCACUCCUCUGCCCUUCUUAAGGCCAGACUGUACCUUUCAACUGCCCACGGAUUGCUUUUUUUUCCCCCCUUGAGCCUGCGUGGGGCAAUUUUUUUAAACUGUUUUUUAAAGAAAUGCUUUUACCAUUUCCUGUCCUUUGAAAAUCCCCACACACAUUGCAUGCUUAGCUGAAUGAAAUCACCAUGAUUUAUAGUUGGAGAGAUGUGUAGAUUAAUUAUAACUUAUGCUUGGGAACCAGGACGGCCAAUCGUACAGCAACUGUAUGAUUGUUUUUGUCAUUUUCCACCAACUAACAGGGCUUAAACCUGGUGUGUCAUUAAGCAUUAUUAGUUUCUAUUGAGGCGCUAAUACUUAAGUCUGUGACUGCAUGAACAGAAGUGACUCUUGACAACCCUCUAGCUUUUUUUGGUUCAUUUAAUUUUAUGCUGAGAAAAAAAAUAUAUUGAAAUAUACUAUGUUUUUGAGAAUGUACCAUGUUAUACUGUGAUUUAACUGAGAUAUUUUAUUGUAUUCAAUCAUCAUUUGAAUUCUAUCAUUUAUCUAUAAAGAACUAUAUAUGUACAAAUAAAUAUAUGCAUAUAUAUACAUACAGGUAUAUAUAUAUAUAUUAGUUAAGUUUGGUAUAUUUGGAGGAAGUGUUAGAUGAAAUAGUUUUAAAUGUUUUAGCUUUGUAGCAAUUCUAGACACAAAAAUCAUUUUUCAAUUUUGAUUCCUCCUAUAUGACUGUGAAGACAUUAGUGCCUGUGACAAAAAAGACAAGUAAAAGUCAAAACUCUAUUCAUCUGUAUCUACUCUAGCUGUCACUCCUCUGGUACUACCUAACAUAACAGUUUGGCAUUCACUGCUUUUACACAUCAAUAUGUUUCUGUCACUCUUUUUUUUCUGCUACUCUCCUCAAAGGUUCUUUCUCCUCGUUUUUUAAGAUGAACUAAUAAUCAUCCUCUGUUUUUAUUUUGAAACUGCUGAUACCCGGUGGUAACAUUCCUUAGUUGGAUAUCUCAUCCAGUGCCCUUUUCAUUUGAUCAUGUUCUGUUCCGUUUCACUUAGCAAAAAAACAGAGACCAGUAGAUACUGUGUUCUUGCUCUUUUUGACUGAUUGUUGAUGACGAUGAUGAUCAAAUUAUUGACUAAAGAAAUAAUUUAUGAACAAUGUUACUAUUACUGAUGUGACUGAAGUGUGUAUCCAAUGACCACACCACUGUAGCAAGUCUGGGCUGUACCACACCACCAGCGAGCAAGCGGGGCCACAGUUGCUAUGGUGUUGCCAUGGCGUUUUAAGGGCGUUGCCAUGGUGUUCCCUGUACCGCUACCACCUGGUGCCUGCUGGGUAAUAUAGCAUAAUUUCAUUGGCUUCUCCCAAGAUACUGGUCAAAUAUCAGCCAUUGGUCCAGAUCGAAUGAAUGGGGAGGGAAAUAUUGUAGAAAAAUUGGUUUGUGAGGAAUGCUGAUGGACAAACUGGCAGCGACUCGUCUGCUGUCAAUACUGAUCUAGACUGGACUGGCUCGGCUCGAAAUGGCUUGAUGCGAAGUUGAUUAAACUACCACCUGAACUGUGUGUUAUUUCUUGUGGCUGAAUCUCACUAACAGCUUGAAAUAAGAUGGGAUGGAGGAGCUUUUCUUCCUCUAAACUUGUGCAUGUCUUUAGCGUUAAAGAUAAGUGAUUCGUAUUAUUAAUGUUGACAGGAAAAAUGAUGUAUUGCGUGAGCACAAUUCAUCCGCCCACCGCAGCGUAACUGCAGUACUUUUCCUUUUACUUGAUUUUUCAUCUUCAACGACUUCUGAAAAAUGCACACAUCGACACAUUAGCUGUGCGUGGAUACUUACCACACACUGCACAUUUCAACCAGCCGUUCAUUCUCAUGUUUCUUAAUCUGGCACUGAUUUCCUACCCGCUUUCAUUUCUCCAAAAAGUAUCUUUUUUUAAAGACUUUUCCUACCAAAAGGACAUUCACCACGACUGUUCUGCAUGUUAGCCACUGUCCGCCUGCAUUAUGAACUUUCCCCUCUGCUUCACACGGUCCUCCUUUUUCCUUUCGCAUCAAUCCCUGCUUAGGGCAGUGAGGUCCAAUUUGUCUUACUUACUUUGCCUACUUGCUUCUCCUUCCAUUUCCCCCCUUGAUAAUGACCUUCUUUCAUUUAUUAUAUUUUUCUUUGGUAAAAGGCAUGUACUGAAUAUUCCAGUCCAGUCUAGUACAGUGUGCUCGAGGAAACUCUUGGCCUGUUUGUAAGUGAUCCUGGUGCAGCCGACUCCCUCUCCUCACUGGCCCAAGACCUGACAACCAAUAUGUGUGGUGCUCCAGAAUUCAAACAGGGUCCUCAUUGGCUUUAAUGGCCAUGAAUUAUAUCAAGGAAAUACAGGAGUGUCACACGUAGCAUCAAUCAAGUCUAUGGCCUGCAGGUUGCACUAUGAAAACCAGACUACCACAGUGUUAGGGCGCAUAUACCCACAGAAACCAGUGUGUGUGUGUGAGAGAGAGAGCUCUCAGCAUCUUUGUGGGGCCCAGUUCUGUUCCAGUAACCUUGCCAACACUACAGGCCUACUUACAAGUCGCUGAGGCAGGUUGCUUGUAGGGUGAUGUUGUUUCUAGCCCAGACUGGUCUGGUCUAUGCCCUGAUUUCAAUGUGUUAGUUUAUUUGACAUUGUCUGUCUGGGGUGGGGCUGGAUGGUCAGUGCUGCACUUACUUCCUGAAAAAAACUGCUUCAUAAAAUAUGAUUCUCUUUAAUUAA